AUGUAUACAGGCAAUAGAUAAAGUGGUUUUAAUAUAAACGCUAAUAAUGAAGAGUAAGUAAGGGGAUUUGGAAUAAAUAGUGAAGGAAAAAUACCAAAAAAAAAGAAUAAUUUCACACCAUAACAAAUUUCAGAUUAAGAAAUGCAAAAAUAUCUAAAUUAACAAAGAUUAAAUGACUUCAGAAAUGAAGAGUUUAAUUUUUAGUCCUAACUCAAUAAUAGUUAGCAAAAAGGCUUUCAAACAAAGAAUAAUGAUGAUGAUUAAAAAAAUAAAGAUAAAGGAAAAAAAAAUAGAAAUCAUGGAUACAAUAAUGUCUAAAAUCGUAAAAAUGAUGAUAAUGAUUAAAGAAAAAAAGAGAAAAGAUCAAAAAGUAGAAAUAAGACAGGUUAAAGCAGCUAUGAUUACAAUGCAAUAAAUAAGUAAUAAUAAAACAAUAGAAUGCAUUCAUCUUUACUAAAUAAUUAGCGAAGUCAAUAAUUAAAUUCGACUGGCAUUCAAUAAUAUAGAAACCUAAAUACAAAAAGCUACUUAAAUAAUUAAAUAGAUGAAUAAUAAUAGUAAUAUUUUUAUAGAUAACAAAAUGACAAUCUAUAACCAUAAUAACAGACAAAAAAUCCAAAUUAGAAUUCUAGAUUAAGGAAAUAAAAUAAAUCUGAUAGAAUGAAUUUUUAGUAAUUUAAAUCAUUAAUUCAAAAAGAUUCAUAAGAAUUAAUUGAUUUCUUUUCCUAAUUUUAAGAUGUAAAAUAAUGUUUACCUGAAAUCAAAUAAAUCGAUGGAUAUACAAUUCUUUUUGAUUUAUGUGAACGUAUGAUGUAUUAUGAUGAAUAAAAUUAAGACAGCUAAAUUAGAGAAUAUUUAAAAUCUAUUCUAUUAUCUGAUCAAUUUAAAAAAUCUAUUUCCUGGAUUCUGGCUGAUUUUUAUGAAAUGGAAAUAAAUCUUAAAAAAAAAAUACUUGAGAAUUAUGCAAGAAUUUUUAUUUACAUUAAAGAUUACUUAAAUCCUGUUGAAUAUGAAAAAGAAAUAAAAAUUUACCUUAACUCAAUGUUAAAAGUAUUUAAAAUAGAACGAAUUAAUAACAAUUUUUUAUAAAGAGAAUUUAUAGAAUUAGAGAAAUGGGUAUAAGAUUAAGAAUAAAAAAAAUAAUAAAUUUAGUAUAAGAGAUUAAUAUAAUAAUUUAGACCAUAAUAGCAAUAAAUUACACCUUUAAGCGAAAUAGAUAUAAGUAGUGAAAAUAUUUUUGUUAUACCAAAUAGAGAAGAGUUUGCUAAUAACUUGUAGAACACAAACAGAUAUUCUGUAGUUCCUAUUAAAGGAUCAUAUAUUAGUAGAUAUGUAUAUUUGAUGAAUAAUUUCUUCCUCUUAAGAGAAGAUUUUUUCAAAGAAAUAAAAUUAUCUUUAUCAACCUUAAUUCAAAAUGGAAUGUUAGAUCAUCAAAAAUUAGAUAAAAACAUAUAAGGGGUUUUUUAUAUUUAUUGUAAUAGCAUUAUUAAAGAUAUCUAAUUUGAUAGAGCAGGCAUAUUUUUCACUAUCAAUACCUAACCCUUAUUCAUAAGAAACAAAAAGAACUAUAAAUGGGAUGAUUCAAGAAGAUUAAUGAAUGGGUCUUUGCUUAUUUUGACAAAUGAUAAAUUUGACAAAUUUUUUUAUCUUGUUGUUAAAAGAAAAGCUAAAAAUAUAGAUUAAGAAUUUAAAGAAAAGAAUACUGUCACAAUAACAGCAGAGUUAGAAAUGGAUACCAUGUAAGGCGAUGAAAUUGUUAACAUACUAGAUGACUUAUAAAGAUUCUUUUCUUAAUCAAAUGUUACAAUAUUUGAAGCAAAAUACUAUUGGGAGGCUUAUUCUCAUUUUUUAAGAGGAAUCAAAAAUAUGAUUUAACAAUAAACAAUACUGCCUUUUGAAAGAAUAAUAAUUGAUUGCUAGAAGAGAGUUGACAACCCUGAUUUUAUAAAUUAUAAUACAACAUACUUGAUGAAAAUUGAUAUAAAUUAACCUAAAUUAGGUAAUAAUUUAAUUUUAAUAAGACAAAACUGGAAUACAGUAAAUAAGGGUACUUUUGAUGAUUCUUAGUUUGAAUGUCUUACUAAUAUUUUAACAAAAUAAGUGUCGAUUAUUUAAGGUCCUCCUGGUACUGGCAAGACAUUUGUUGGUAGUAUGGCUGUUAAGGUGUUAGUAGAUAACUAUCACGUUUGGAAUAAAUAAGGAAGACCUAUUUUAAUGAUUUGCAAAACAAAUCAUGCUUUAGAUCAGUUCUUGAAACAUAUUUUAAAAUUUGAAGACAAAAUUGUGAGAAUUGGUGGCAGAUGCUAAGAGUAAAGUUUGCAAAAUUACUUGAUCAAAAAUAUUAAAGACUAAUACAAGCAGAGCAAUAAAAAAUUCCAUACUCCUUCUCUAAGGUUUCUAAGAGAAUAAAUUGAAAUAAUUGAGUAACUCUAUUAAAAAAUUACAUAAAAUGUAGAAGAUUAUGUUUUGUUGGAUGAUGAUUAUGACAUUUACUAAGAUGAUUUUGAUUUUAAUUUGAAAAAUUACAUCAUGGAUUCAUUCUAAAAGUUUGGAAACUUUUAAUUAGAAAGAAAGAAUAUAAAUUAUUACACUUUGUAAGACUUAAUAGUAAAGUUUUGGUGGUAAUGUAAUAUUGAAUCAAGUAAGCUCGAAUAAUUUAAAAUAAUUACAGAUAAUUAAUUAAGAUAAAUUUAAGAAAAAUCAAAAGAUUGGAAUAAAAAAAUGAAAUCUGAAAAAUAAAAAUAUUAACAAAAAAUAAUUAAUGAGAAAAAAAUAGAUGUUUAGUAAUUAGAGUAAUAAAAGCUUUUAGAAGAACAAAGACUUAGAAAUCCUAAUUUAUAAAUGUAGGAUUUAGCAAAUAAAUCUAAUUAAAACCAAUUAGAAGAAGAAGAAGAAUAAAGUGAUGAAGAAGAAAAUUAUUUUGAAAAUAAAAAUGAAUUUAAUGUAGAAGGUAACAUGAAUAUCAAAUUUUUAGAAAAAUAAGCAUAGGAGUCAUACUUAUUAAAAGUUAAAUGCGAUGAAAACGAGCUAGAAAAAUUAAUAUAGCAGAUAAAAACUGGAAAAUUAAAUCUAUUUAAAUUGGACUAUUCUUAAGUUUAUAAUCUUAAAGCUUAUGCUAUACAAUAUUAAUAAGAAUAGACCUUUUAGGAAAUUAAAAAAUCCUUAAAGUUAUAUAGUUAAUAUUAACAACAAUUCAAGGAGGAAUUUAAUCAAGACGAUGCUAGAAUUAUUGUAGAAAGUAAGUGUAAGAUAGUUGGAAUGACUUUGAAUGGUGCUUCAAUAAACUCACAUCUCAUAAAAUAUCUUAGAUCCCCAAUCGUAAUUAUUGAAGAAGCUGGUGAAGUACUUGAGAGUUUAUUGAUACCAGUUUUACAGCCAUCAACUUAACAAUUAAUUUUGAUUGGUGAUCAUCAACAGUUGAAGCCCUCGGUUAACAAUUAUGAAUUAGAGAAAAAAUAUAAUUUUAACACAUCACUUUUAGAAAGGCUUGUUAAAAAUGAAGUUGAGUAUGCACAACUAAAGGUACAAAGGAGAAUGAAUCCUAGCUUUGCAGAUUAUAUUAGAUUAAUAUACUCAGACUACUAAGAUCACUUUGAUCUUAUAAGAUAUUAAAAGAAUGUUGUUGGAAUGCCUUCAAAUAUGUAUUUAAUAUCACACAGAGAAAAUGAAGAAAAUAUAGAAAACUCUACUUCCAAAAGGAAUAUUUAUGAAGCAAACUAUGCUAUUAAAUUGGCUAAAUAUAUUCUUAUGCAAAAAUAAUUCAAACAAUAAGAAAUAACUAUCCUUUCUAUGUAUUUAGGUUAGUCACAAUUGAUUCGCAAAUUAGCCAAAAAAGAAGAUAUUGCUUAGGUUAAGAUUAGUUCAGUUGAUAAUUAUUAAGGAGAAGAAAAUGAAAUCAUAAUUUUAUCGUUAGUAAGAUCAAAUUAAAGUAAAAAGCUUGGUUAUACUAAAACAGAAAAUAGAAUUAAUGUGUCAUUUUCGAGAGCUAAGAGAGGGUUUUAUGUGAUAGGAAAUUUUAAUAUGAUAAGAUAGGUUCAAGAUGCAUAACUUUGGUAAAAAAUCAUAAAUUUAGCUGAGAAAAAAAAACAUUUAGUAGAGACUAUAUAUUUUUAAUGUAGUAAACACAAAGAUGUUAAUAAAGUAACCCAUUAUAAAGAUUUUGAUAGCAUGCCAAAAGGAGGUUGCUAAAAAAAGUGUAACACAAUGAAGUAAUGUGGUCAUGCAUGUUCUUAAUUUUGUCAUCCAGAUGAAUGUGAAAAUUAUAAGUGUAAUAACUCAUGUAUAAGAUUAAUUUAGGAUUGUGGUCAUGCCUGUUAGUAGAAAUGUUUUGAAAAAUGUAAAUGCACUUCUCGUGUUUAUAAAACUUUGCUAUGCGGUCAUCAAAAGCUUUGCUUUUGCGCAAGUGAUAUUAAAAAUGAAAAAUGCGAAACAGAUGUUUAGAUUAUACUUAGAUGUGGCCACUAAAAAUAAGUAAAAUGCUAUGAAGCAAAUUUAAAUACCCAUUAAUGUGAUGAAUUAAUUCAAAUAAGACUUUUGUGUGGUCACUUAAAAGAAGUUAAGUGUUUUUAAAGAAACUAAAGUAACCAUUAAUGUUUAACUUAGAUAGAACAUACAUUACCUUGCUCUCACUAAAUUGUCAUUAAAUGCUGUGAUAAAAAUAAAUAAUAUUAGUGCUAAAAAGAAGUUUCAUUUUUUUGUCCUAAUUGCAACAUAUCUAUUUAAAAAAAAAAGUGCUUUUAAAAUUCAACAAAUGCUAAUUGUACAUUUUUGGUAAAAAAACUCCUCAAAUGCAAUCAUUAUAAAGAAAUUCCUUGUAAUAUGAAACCUGAAGAUGCUAAGUGCGAAUAGGAGGUGUAAAAAUUGUUAAAUUGUGGGCAUUAGAAUCUUUUAAAGUGCUUCUAAGAUCCAAGUAAAGAAAAUAAGUGUUCAGCUUUAGUCUAAAAGUCAUUAAAAUGUAAUCAUUAGUUUAUAAUGUAAUGCUGUGAAAGCCCUGAUAAUUUUAUAUGCUAGGCAAAAACUUAAAAACAAUUAAAGUGUGGCCAUUUUAUAGAAGCUUAAUGCUCAGAGUCUGUUGAAAAUGUUGUCUGCAAAAUCUUAGUUAAUAGGGAAUUAUAAUGUGGGCAUUAUGCAUAAAAUAUACCAUGUAACGAAAUAUAAAAUGGAUCAUAUCAAUGUAAAGAGUAAUCUAGAAAAUAUUUACAAUGUGGGCAUAUAUUGUUAUAUACAUGCUAUCAAAAAGAUAAAGCUCGUUAAUGUGAUAAACUUAUUUAACUAUAAAAAAGCUGUUGUAGCUUAAUAUAUAAUGUGAGUUGUCCAGAUUAUUUAAAAAAGUAGUAUGUGAUCCCUCAAUGCAAUUGUUCUAAGCAAUUUAUAUUUUGUCCCCAUAAUGUGAAUGGUUUUAGGAAAGAAAAUUUAUGCAAUCAAAAAUGUGGGGUUAUUUUAGAGUGUGGUCAUAUGUGUUAAUCAACCUGUGAAUAAUGUGCAUUUGGUCUUCUUCAUAAGCCAUGUAAGUAAGAAGUUGUUAUUGAAUAUAUUUGUGGACACAAAAAAUCUAAGGAGUGUGGCUAAGAUCCUGAAUUUUGUGAAGAGCAGUGUUAAAUAUAAGAAUGCAUUCAUAAAAAAAAAAAAUGUUUAAAAAAAUGUUUAGAAAAGUGUUCACUUUAAAUAACCAAAUCUUCUUGCAAAUAAUGUGAAAAUAAAGAUAUUCAUGAACUAAGCUGUGGACAUAAAUUUUAAAAUUUAGAUGAAAUAUUUUCAUAACAGUUUUAAUAAAAUCCUCUAAGAUUACCUGAGUGCUAAAUCUGUAAAUUACCAAUAAAUGUUUUGAAAUAUAAAAUUAGUUUAAAAGACAUUAAAGUAAAUUAAUACUUUUUUGCUAAAGGAAUAAAAAACAUAAUGAAAAAAAUUAUUGAAGAUUUCAAAAUUUCAGAUGAAGAAAUGAAAAUCUUAUCUAAUGAGUAUAAAGCCUUUGAAAAUUUUUCCAACUUCUUUGAUAAAUUUAGACUGUGUCAUUUAUAUCAGUCGAUAAAAUAUUUAAAAUAAUUUGAAAAAGAUUUUUAAGAUAUAGAAAAUUAGGAUACGAACACACAAAAAAUUUUAAAUACAAUUAAGUUGUAAGUUGAAAUUCUUUAAAAUACAUAUUUAAAGUAAAAUUAGGUAAAGCUAAGCAUUGAUCAUGUUAGAAAAUUUGUUAAUUCGAUCAUUUAUUUAAAAGGAAUGUACAAUUAUUUCUACAAAAAAUUAGAUAUUAAAUUUGAAUAGCUGAAGGAGUUUAGAACUUUUUAGAUGCCAGAAGAACUUAAAUAUAAUAUCGUAGUUUACUAGGUUUUUGAAUAUGAAAAAUUAAUAUAACUUCAUUUGAUCACAAGAAACAUAUGGUGUUAGCCUAUUUUAAUGCCCAUUCUUAUGUCGAUAUGCCCAAAUUAACAUAUUUGCUAGUAAGAGAAUACUAAAUGUUAGCUUUAAAUAUGUGGUCAAAAAACAGAUUUAUAAGAAUUUUAUUACAUCGUAUCCUCCUAAUGA
Molecule: messenger RNA, 6522 nt
Organism: Tetrahymena thermophila SB210
Lineage: Eukaryota; Ciliophora; Oligohymenophorea; Hymenostomatida; Tetrahymenidae
Product: AAA domain protein
Exons: 14
Biological process (GO): regulatory ncRNA-mediated heterochromatin formation
Cellular component (GO): nuclear RNA-directed RNA polymerase complex
Molecular function (GO): helicase activity
Source: RefSeq, a predicted model, not a curated record